This is a messenger RNA of Gongylonema pulchrum, 371 nucleotides long. Lineage: Eukaryota; Metazoa; Nematoda; Chromadorea; Rhabditida; Gongylonematidae. The record is from the annotation of a GenBank genome assembly.
CUGGAAAACGAAGCUGAUUUUGCAGAAGUGAAAAUUGAGUACCUACGUCCCGGAGAUGUGCUGGGAGAUUGGACUGUUGAGAAUAAAAUCGGUGAAGGUGGAUUUGGCGCUGUUUACUUGGUGACAGACAAAAAUGGCAAAGAGUAUGCAAUGAAAACGGAAAUCGUGGCUUGUCACAGGCAAAACAGAACUGAUCAGUUGCAGGUGCUGAAAGCGGAAUAUUACGUCCUGACGGAGCUAAAAAGAGCAAAAGCGAGGCAUUUCUGCGAUAUUUUGGACAGUGGAUUAGUGGGCGAAAAUAAGUACCUCGUAAUGACACUUGUCGGGCAGUCGCUCACGGUACAAUAUUUCGUAUCACUGUUUCUAUAAAA